AUGGCAAACAAAGAUGGUGAAUGCGGGGAAGAUCAUGCACAUGAAAUUAUGGAAGAUGUUGAUACUGUAUUAAGCAAGACCCCAAUUUUAAGUAGAGUUUUUGAGACAUCAGAAGAUACUUAUGUUUUUAUGAUGCUUAUGCAAAAGCAAGGUGUCAAGAGACUACAUGAUAAAAGAGCUGGUGUUGAUAAUGUCAAAAGGCAAAGGGAUACAAGGACUAAUUGUUUGGCAAUGUUACAAGUAAGGUUAGUGGAUAACCUAUGGAAAGUGGAGAAAUUCAAUGAUAUACACAAUCAUCCAUUAAUUAACACUCCAACAAAGGUGAAGAAGUUUCUUUCUCAGAAUGAAUUGAGAUGCUCAAAUUUGACAAAAUCUGUUGUUUCUAAGCUAUAUCAAGAGGGUUUAAGAUCUUCAAAAAUCUCAAAGGUUGUGAGCGCUAUGAACAAAGAGGUUAAUCUUACUCCCGUUCAAAUCAAUAGUAUUAUAUCUAGCCAGCGAAAGAAUAAUGUGUGGCGAGAAUGUCAGGGCAUCAUCAAACACUUUCAAAAGAAGUCCAUGGUUAAUGGAACUUUUUAUUUUGAUAUGGAUUUGGCAGAAGAUGGAACAUUAAGAAGCGUAUUCUGGGUAGAUUGUAGGUCAAGAACUUCAUAUGCUCAUUUUGGUGAAGUCUUUGUCUUUGAUGUGACUUACAAAAUAAACAAGUUCAGGUUUCCUAUUGCUCUUUUUGUGGGGGUUAAUCACCAUGGGCAGACAAUUUUAUUUGCUGCCGCUUUGUUAGAAGAUGAAACGGAGGCAACAUUUACGUGGUUCUUUGAACAAUUUCGGACAUUUAUGUUUGACAAGUCUCCUGUUGCUAUUAUCACUGAUCAAGAUAAAGCUAUGGGAAAAGCAAUAGCCAAGAUAUUUCCAGGAGCACGACAUCGUUUUUGCGCUUGGCAUAUAAAGAAACAUGUUGUGGAGCAUAGUCAAGCACUGCGUGCACAAUUUAAGGAUAGUUUUGAUGUUGACUUCCGUGCAUGGUAUAAAAGUCGAAACAUUGAUGAGUUUAGAGGCAAAUGGGAAGUAUCGAGGACUAAAUUUGAUAUUAAAAUAGGUAGUUGGUUGGCUAACAUGUAUGCUUCAUGUCAUCAUUGGGCAAAAACAUACUUGAAAGAUAUAUUUUUGCUGGAAUGA
Messenger RNA from Gastrolobium bilobum, 1173 nucleotides. RefSeq names its product protein FAR1-RELATED SEQUENCE 5-like. NCBI's taxonomy places the organism in Eukaryota, Viridiplantae, Streptophyta, Magnoliopsida, Fabales, Fabaceae. The record is from RefSeq and is a predicted model, not a curated record. Gene Ontology annotation, biological process: regulation of DNA-templated transcription. The transcript has 2 exons. The coding region runs from base 1 to 1173 and encodes 390 amino acids.